Messenger RNA from Salvelinus fontinalis (brook trout), 5717 nucleotides. Its product is annotated as synaptotagmin-1-like. Lineage: Eukaryota; Metazoa; Chordata; Actinopteri; Salmoniformes; Salmonidae. Bases 522 to 1772 code for a protein of 416 amino acids. The record is from RefSeq and is a predicted model, not a curated record. Gene Ontology annotation, biological process: regulation of dopamine secretion; cellular response to calcium ion; regulation of calcium ion-dependent exocytosis. Gene Ontology annotation, molecular function: clathrin binding; syntaxin binding; calcium ion binding. Gene Ontology annotation, cellular component: axon; dense core granule; synaptic vesicle membrane. The transcript is spliced from 11 exons.
GUGACGACGUUUCGCUUAAACAGCCCAGUCUCUCCCUUCUCUCUCUUUCUCCACCUCCUCCCUCUCUCUCUCUCUCUCUCUCUCUCUCUCAGCCCAGCGCUCGGGGCAUCCACUGUCGUUUCUAACGGGGGAUAAUAGAGCACCACCCGUACUGCUCCCUCAACUCUGGCCACAAAAUAAAGGCGGCAGACGGUGACAGCAUCAGCAUUAGCAGCAGGAGGCUCCUCUCUGCUCUCCUCCUCCUCUCUCUCUCUCUCUCUCUCUCUCUCCCAGAGACUCCCUCGUUCCCUCCAGAUGAGAUCUUCUCCACAUCCGGACGGACGGAUCGGGAGUUGACAGCAUGCUGUGCCAGUGAACCAGCCAUAGGAAGAACAAAAAGGAAUCUACACCGACUGAAGACAGCCUUUGAACUAUCUCGACUGCGUGCAACUCCUGUGUAAAGAAGAAGAAGCAGCAUUGGAAGAGCCCCUAGCAGCAGGCACCGCUGAGUUAAAGCUUCUGCCUGGCUGCCCACCACCACCAUGGCUGAGAGUCGAAGGGAAGCCCUGGCAGCGGCCCCUAUGUCCACCACUGCCUCCACGGUCGGUGCCAACGCUACCGACAUCUCUGGCACCGGAUCCAGCGAGGACUUCUCCAAGAUCAAGGACAAGUUCAUGAAUGAGCUCAACAAAAUCCCACUGCCAAAUUGGGCCAUCGUCUCCAUCGCCUUCGUGGCCGUGGUCCUGGUCCUCUCCUGCUGCUUCUGCAUCUGCAAGAAGUGGAUAUUCAAGAAGAAGAACAAAAAGAAGGGCAAAGACAAGGGCAAGAAUGCCAUCAACAUGAUGGACGUGAACGACGGUGCAAAAACCGAGGCCUUGAAGGAUGAGGAUGACGCUGAGACAGGCCUGACCGAUACAGAGAAAGAGCCCGAGCCCAAGGAGGAAGAGAAACUGGGAAAAUUACAGUUCAGCCUGGAUUACAAUUUCACAGAGAAUACGCUCAUAGUAGGGAUCAUCCAAGCAGCGGACCUUCCAGCCAUGGACAUGGGCGGCACCUCGGACCCCUAUGUCAAGGUCUACCUGCUACCUGACAAGAAGAAGAAGUUUGAGACCAAGGUCCACAGGAAGACCCUAAACCCCACCUUCAACGAGCAGUUCCAAUUCAAGGUGCCCUACGUGGAGCUGGGAGGCAAGACGCUGAUGAUGACGGUGUACGACUUUGACCGCUUCUCCAAGCACGACGCCAUCGGAGACGUGAAGCUGCCCAUGAACAAGAUUGACUUUAGUCACGUGACAGAGGAGUGGCGGGAUCUUGUGAGCGCCGAGAAGGAGGAGCAAGAGAAGCUGGGUGAUAUCUGCUUCUCCCUGCGAUACGUGCCCACCGCCGGCAAGCUGACCGUGGUCAUCCUGGAGGCCAAGAACCUGAAGAAGAUGGACGUGGGAGGCUUGUCAGAUCCCUACGUGAAGAUCCACCUGAUGCAGAACGGGAAGAGGCUGAAGAAGAAGAAGACGACAAUCAAGAAGAACACCCUCAACCCUUACUACAACGAGUCCUUCAGCUUUGAAGUGCCAUUCGAACAAAUCCAGAAAGUUCAAGUUGUUGUAACUGUUCUGGACUAUGACAAGAUCGGCAAGAACGAUGCCAUCGGCAAGGUCUUUGUGGGCCUCAACAGCUCGGGGACGGAGCUGCGCCACUGGUCGGAUAUGCUCGCCAACCCCAGGAGACCCAUCGCCCAGUGGCACGUGCUGAAGGUGGAGGAGGAGGUGGACGCUCAGCUCUCCACAAAAAAAUAGGCAGGGCCCUUUCAGCACCUUCCCCAUAGUGCUCUUUAGCCAGUAUGUGUAAAUACCUCAGUGAUAUAUGGGUCCAUCCACCGUCAAACCAAUCCAGCCAACAGCCAUCCUUCCCACCAACUCCAUACUACUUGUCUUAUCGCCUUCUUUUGUAAUUGUCAAUGGUUCUUUCAAACCCCUAGGCCCUGUUGUUCAGAUUUGUGUUUCUAUUUGUCAGGUUGGGUCCCCGCCCCUGACUAUGUUGUCCAUCUCUACGCCCUGAUUCCCCCUAACCAAAUUCCCCCUUCUUUUAAGCAAUAUGAUCUGUAUAGAUAGCGCAUGACUGAAAGACAUUUAUUGUACUACAGUUGUAUAUAUCAGUCUGCAGACAAAAAUGAUUUCUAGUUUAUGUUGGUAUGUUGUUACCCGUUUCCUAAUCUAUGUAUAUCUGGAUGUUUUUAAUAAGAUGUUCUAUUUUAAAUUAUGUAAAUGCAGAUAUAGGAGAGACGAUAUUAUAUAUUACAGGAUAAAACAUUUUGACCUUAUUGCAUUCCAGAGGAAGAAGAAAGCAAUUCCAACCUGUAAGAUGCUAGUGGAAGUAUAGUCACACUGUAAAGGACGGUGUCUGGCUUUAUGUUUACUAAUGAACCGUUGCAGAGACAAGUUGAAAUACACAGAAAACUAGGCCGUUAACUACUAUGGUUUCAUGGGAAAAUAUAUGCUGCUGGAUAGUAUACAAGCACAUGGUUUCUUCUACGCCUUUUUAUACACAUGCCUGAAACACAAUGUUCUGGAGGAUCUCUCAAAUCGAUGCAAACCGGUUAGCCUUUUUCCUUUUCCUUAAGCAGGGCAUCACCUUGUGACACAGUCAGUUACUUUUAAGUGAAAUAGGUCCUCAUUUGAAAGAACAUCUUUUCAUAAAAUUAUCUAUUUAUUUACUUUUUACAGACCGGUCCUCUUAAACCCAAACGACUAUUCCGCCAACCCCCCCUUCGGAAACUGACCCCAUAUGAAAUAGAAUCAAGCAGUAGCCAUUGUGUCCUUAAGCUUGUUGAACAAUAUUUACUUUCAAUAGCCUUGUUGUUGGAAACUGAUUAUGUUCAGGACAUUGGAGUCUCAAGGUCUCCAUAGAUGGAAUAAUGAGUUUUGACUCUAAGCUUUUAGAUGACUAUUCUUUAGAUAAAUUCAGCUGAUUUUUUUGUAAACUGCAUGAUUUUUUAACCAAUAUUUGCUAAAGGCUGGGAUGGGGGGGAGAUCUACCAACACCUUGGGGCUGUCUCUUAUGAUAACAUCCCCUCGCCUUCAAUCUAUUUCAUCUAGAUUAAAGCUGAAGUGAGUGAUUUGAUGGGUCAGUAUAUCAUUUAUAUAUUGACUGGAAGUAAAGUGAGUUUCUAAACACUGCCAUUUUCAGGGAGGUGACACAUGUAUACUAACCUUCUCUCCAUGCACACUCCCACUAGGUAGUGGUCGUAGCUUUGGUUUAUCGGGAACAAUGUAUUUGGUUGCACAUGGUGCCCUAAAUAGCAGUCUUUGCUUUGCGUUGCCUUCUCACAGUGGCAAUAGAGCUCGCCAUGUUAUACUGCCAAUCUUACUUUCUAUACGGCUACUGUUUUGCACUGUAUGUCUUUUAACCGGCAAUAGCUUGUUGACUUCUUUACACUAUGUUGACGGGCCUUAUUUAAGGACGCUCAAUGCGCAGGGGAGCUUCUGUCCAGGAGCCCGACUGGUUCUUGGUAUUUACUUAAAGGAACAGUACAUGAAAGCAACAACCAUAUACUGUAUCACUUCGUUGAGUAAACCGUAGUUAGCCAGUUUUCUAUUGUUGGCUCUCAGUACAACACCAAGAGAACAAUGGGACAUAAACAAUAACUGUAAAAGUUAAUGGUCUGCAUAGGUGAUAAUAUUUGUUUAUAUGUCCUUUACUACGGGUCCAAUAAGAGGAAUAAGUAAGAUGUUUGAAUCCAUGAAAUCCAUGAAGUCUCUUAUCUUGGAGGAACCUCCAUGCAUAUACUGGAUGCUAGCUUCAGGAGUAGUUUCUAAAUGUUUUCAAUGUUAUUGUGUAGUUGAUAGCACUAUUAUGAAAAAGCUAUUUGUCAUUCCAUAGGUGUCUUUGCAGACAGCUUUGUGUAUCACUGUGACUGCCGUGCGUGCUUAGAGGUGUAGACUUUAUCAAUAGCGACAAGUUUGUUCUGUAGUGACGUUGUACUGCCAUUUCCCUUCCACAUGCUGAGAGAGUGCGUGGCAUCGUCAGUUCUAAUAACUGUGCAGUGGCUGGUUGGUUGAUUGACAGGGCUACACACAGGAGUUAUAGAACAUUUUAUGGGAUAGCGAGAGUGGUGGGAUUCACACAGCAUUUCGUUGAGCACUGUGCAAUACUUGUAUGUCCAUCCCAUAGUGUUGUGUGGGUUGUGUGCCCGAGAAAAAAAUCAUAUUUAAAGUUGACUCCUAUCAAGUGAGACGUAUUCCUCUCCAGUGAGAUGGUUAGGACACAGCACAUAUAGAUUCUGUGGUGGUUGGAGCCUGACAUCUAAAAUCAUUCUGUUAAGGGUUCCCUCCUAUACAGUUAGUUUUUUCUUCCACACAGAUUCAGCAUCAGAAAUUUCAGAACAUAGUGGGAUUGGGAAAUACCAAAAUAUGACACACAUACACACACACACACACACACACACACACACACACACACACACACACACACACACACGUAAACAUUUAAAUGACCCCUCACCCUCAAAGUACAUAUGUACAUAUUUUCAUCAUUUUCCAAAAAGUAAUUUAUUUAUCAUAUUGAAAUGGUCAUGAUUAUUACCGAAACGUAUCACAUCUUGUCAUGAUAACUUCAUCCAUCAUUGUAUCAACCUGAUCUACUAUACCUAAUUAUGAUUAUUUUUUAUUAAUAAGUUAUGUUUACAACCCUGUUGAAAAUACUUUUAUAUUUGAAAUGAAAACUAUGAAUGUACAGUAUGGACUGUGUGUUUGUGGUGAUUAACUGUGAGAUUAGUAGUUGGUACUUUUCUUUCAUUGUUGCAAAAAUAUGUUGAUUUGUGUGUGUUUUAAUGUAUUUAUUUAAAUGCCCUUUUGGGUAGACCUUCCCCGGAUAAACAAUACAUUCCAGAAACGUUGAACAUGCAGUAUGUGCCCUAAUGAAUUACAUUCCCUCUUGAACUAUAUCUUUUUUCAUUUAACAUAUUUGUCAUGCAUCCCUUAAAUCAUGAAUGACAAAAAACGUUUGUUUAAAUAAAACAAGGAUAAAACGUAGGCUCAGUAUUUGAAUGGAAUGUGCAGAUCCAUAGGGGUACGACUAAAUCACUAAAGAAAGGCUGUAAUCACUAUUUAAAGGGGAAGGAAAUCAAAAUGCUUCAACAAAAGAAAAGGAAAGCGUCAAACUCUUGAGGGGCGGACACUACAGUAAGAGGCAGCAAUACAGGAUCAGAUUGUGAGGUGUGUAACUUACUGGACCACAAGAAAAGCCACUAGCUGCAAUGUAAUGCUACUUUUACUGGUCCCCCCUACUAAAUCAUGGAAGCAAAACCCCUCACAUCCUAUUCAAGAAAAGUCCAUACAUCUCACUGUGUGACCAGAAACAUACAAGAUUCUCUAAAAUGACGACAACAAAAAGCCACUCUAACCUUUCAAGACAAAGCUAUGUAAAGUAUUAGAGUCUGAUGCGGUAGAAAGAUCCUAGUUGCCUUUGUGUAUAUCAACUGCCUGCUUGAGUAUUUCUGUGUUGACAUUUUCUCUGUAAUCUUGUACAACUGUUUGGGCUGUUUUUCCUGCCAUAUCGCUCGCGGUGACAGCGAGCUGACAGUUACUGUAUAUUGCUGUGUAUACCUUCAUUUUUGAUGAGGUGUUUUACAGUUUUGUUUCACUUUGUGUAGUGAUUCACUCUGUGGAGUUUUUUGACUGUUGUUAUAUAACUUCAUAUACACAAAUGAUCAAUAAAAUGUUUUAUUUCCUGUUGAUACAGAA